This is a messenger RNA of Zychaea mexicana, 1193 nucleotides long. RefSeq lists its product as uncharacterized. The transcript has a single exon. Lineage: Eukaryota; Fungi; Mucoromycota; Mucoromycetes; Mucorales; Lichtheimiaceae. The record is from RefSeq and is a predicted model, not a curated record. Bases 325 to 951 code for a protein of 208 amino acids.
UAUGUAAUACUAUUAGAAACUGUAAUCAUUUUACGGACGAAUUGUGUAAACGACUAACGGGAAAAACACCUCCCGGAUGGAUCAAUCGAGCUGCUAAGCUAGGCACCAUGUUCCCUUGUGUUAUACCGGACGAGUGGAUCGAGCCACCAGAAUUUGAAACAGAAAGUAAGUAGCAAAACAACAAUUUGCAUUAAGUCAGAUGAGGAAAGGUAUAAAAGGGUGAGCUUUUAUAUAAGUGUGUUCCUUUAAAACUGAAUGCGUUAGCUACUAGCUACGGUGCAAUCGCCGACGUCUCUCGGCAGUAGCCAGCCAGUUUCACCGGCCAUGUCCUAUAGUUCUCGCACACCAUUAAAAGGCAGACGAACGAGCAACAGUACGCGGCAACAUCAACGUGAUAAUACCUUUAAUUCCAUCGCAUCCACGACAACAACCACUACCACCAGCAGACCUAUCAGUCCAUCGUCGUCGUCAUCCAACAACAACAACAACCAUUACACAGGUGGACGACACCAACAUCAUCCACAUCCAAGUCAAUCCAGUCCCACUUCACGCCAAUCUUCAACAUCUUUCGAGUUCCGCCAUCCAUACCACUAUCACCACAAUAACCAUCGACGAAGUUCUGUACCAGUGACACCUACGCGUCGACCCUCGGGCGAUAGUGUUGUUGUAGCGUAUCCAAGUUCACCUUUGGCAGAUGAUGAAUACAAUAUCGAUAAUCCGGUCAAGGAGCCCGACAGCUGUCGUCCAGAAGUGAUGCGAUCUGCAACACAGCUAUCAAUCAGUGCGUCUUUACAGGAAUUAGAUCGAUCUACGAGCAGAGGCCCGAGCUCGCCUGCUGACGAUCAUCCUGCUACUACUAUUACUGCUAUUAGUCCCACCAAUGCUACUGCUGCCACCGCUACUCCUACUACUACCACCACCACCACCACCACUACUACUACUAUUUCUUAAUAGAUUUGUUUAUUAACAAUGAAGGAACGCUGGAAAACUGGUCCUUCCAGUUCUCUUUUUAUUACUAUUCUAUCUUUUUACACGCAUAAUUAUUCACCCAUAUAUCCAUACCAGUAUUGUAUACUCCCUUCCCACAAAAAAUACUUGUUAUUCUUCUUUUGCUUAUAUUGUUUUAUUUUUCUAGUGGUAUUAUAUAUUGUUUAGAUCUGUCUUUUCUUUUUUCUUCUAUUCUGGUAGAUACA